Rotaria sordida is the source of this 204-nucleotide messenger RNA. NCBI's taxonomy places the organism in Eukaryota, Metazoa, Rotifera, Eurotatoria, Philodinida, Philodinidae. The record is from the annotation of a GenBank genome assembly.
AUGUCCGGACGUAAAGAAUGGCCUGAAUUGGUUGGACAAACAUUCCAAGCAGCAUGUCAAAAAAUUUUACAGUUUGAUAGCAAAUUAACUCCAUAUAAUGCAAAGAAUGGAAUUGAAGAUCGAAUGUAUGAUCCAACUCGUGUUGUAUGUUUCACAAAUGAUGACGAUACUAUAACGAAAGUUCCGUUUUAUAAUUGUCGAUAA